AUUAAACAAAGCCAACUAAUCAUUCGCCAAAAUAUCCUUUUGCACUUCUUUGAUUCUUUCUCUCUAGCCACCACCACUCACCGGGACCCAUGUACGCUGCUGCCGUCGCGGAUCAGCUUUCCACUCCUAUCCUAGACGCCGAAUCCUCCAAUCUCCUCCAGUCCAUUUCUUCCCACGGAGGCUACGCUUACGUCAGCAUGGCCACACUUGCUGCCUCCGGCGACUUCCGAGCGGCGGAGGCUGCCCGUGAGAUGGCUUGGGAGCAGCUCCAUUCUGGUCCCUGGCAUUCUGUUCUCCCAGUCUGGAGAGACGCUUACUCAAUGGCGUGUCUCCACGUGGCCAAGUUCCAUUAUCGAAACGGUGAGCUCAAAGACGCGCUUAGGGUUUUGGAUAUGGGUCUGAUCAUGGGAGGCAUGUUGCUGAGGAAGGAUUUGGACUCCGCUGUUGAAAUUAUAUCAGCGAAAACGAGAGAAAAUGACGACCGAUGUGAGAGUUUUGAGAAAUCGGAGCAUAACUUGGCUCCAGAAGCUGAGUUUGAUAAGGUGGAGGUGCUUCAAUUUUUACCUGCGAAGUCCUUGUCUUGCAAGACUGUAGUGAACAAAUCUGCCCCAUCUAUGGAAGCAUUUCUACGUGAGCAUUUCUUAUGUGGUUCUCCAGUUAUAAUUAGUGAUUGUAUGACUCAUUGGCCUGCCAGGAAAAAGUGGAAUGACAUGGAUUACCUCAAAAGGGUUGCUGGUGACCGCACCGUUCCAGUCGAGGUUGGGAAAAAUUACCUAUGCCAAGAGUGGAAACAAGAGCUUAUAACAUUUUCCCAGUUCCUCGAGAGGAUUCAGUCCAAUGGUACUUCUUCUGAUGGCCCCACCUAUCUUGCGCAACAUCCAUUAUUUGAUCAGAUAAAUGAGCUAAGGGAUGACAUUUGCAUUCCUGACUACUGUUUUGUUGGUGGUGGGGAGCUCAGGUCUGUUAAUGCUUGGUUUGGUCCAGCUGGAACAGUUACACCAUUACACCAUGAUCCACACCAUAAUAUACUUGCUCAGGUUGUUGGGAAAAAGUAUAUUAGGCUUUACCCUGCUUCAUUGUGUGAAGAACUGUAUCCACAUGGUGAAACCAUGCUUUUCAAUUCCAGCCAGACAGUAUUUCCAUGUUUUUUGAAGGUUGAUCUGGACAACAUAGAUGAGAAAGAAUUUCCAAAAGUACACGACUUGGAAUUCCUGGACUGCAUUUUAGAAGAAGGUGAAAUGCUUUACAUCCCACCAAAAUGGUGGCACUAUGUCCGAUCACUAACAAUUAGUUUUUCAGUUACAUACUGGUGGAGCGACACUGGCAGUUCAGCUGUGUCUUGAUGAUAGUGUAUUGAUAUUUGAUCCUUUCUGAUAUGACUAAGAACAGUGCUAAGCUAUCAACAGUGUGAACUGCAAAAUACCAGCAGAUGCAUUUUUAUACAGAGAGCAACGGUUAAUGGAAAAUAUAUGGUAGAAGACGCGUAUGUUGAUGUUGUAAUCUUUAGGAAGUUUAGUAAUAGAAACUAAAGUGAGAGUCGACCUUUUUUUUUCCUCUAGUGUGAAGUAGUAUUCACCUCUAGUAGUAUUCACCUCUCCUAUCCUAUGGAAGGAUGAGAUUCUGAUUUCCUUUGUGAUAUUGGAUUAAGUAAUGAAGUUGGUUGUCGAUC
Molecule: messenger RNA, 1669 nt
Organism: Manihot esculenta (cassava)
Lineage: Eukaryota; Viridiplantae; Streptophyta; Magnoliopsida; Malpighiales; Euphorbiaceae
Product: lysine-specific demethylase JMJ30
Exons: 6
Coding region: 90-1343 (417 amino acids)
Molecular function (GO): 2-oxoglutarate-dependent dioxygenase activity
Source: RefSeq, a predicted model, not a curated record